Molecule: messenger RNA, 2639 nt
Organism: Paramecium octaurelia
Lineage: Eukaryota; Ciliophora; Oligohymenophorea; Peniculida; Parameciidae
Source: the annotation of a GenBank genome assembly
AUGCUUAAUUCGAUAGAGUGUUUUAUUGAAGUACUUCAAUUACAAUAACCUUGCGAUGGUCUUGUUUCAGAAGUGUAACAAUUCUUAGAUUUCGAUAUGAACAAGGUGUUACAGCAAGACCAGAGGAAGAUAGUGCAAGACCCCAUGUAUGAAAUUGUCACUAGUAGCUAUUAGAUUGCUAAUCAAUUGGUUCAAUUAAAUAGAAGAUCAUUUAUCAAUUAAAUAAGAUGAAAAUGACAUAUACAUUACGCCUAUGAUAUAAGUUCAAGUGAUGUUGAUCAAUUCUUUCAUUUACAUUUCAAACUAAAAUUUACUUUAAGAAUACUUUUAUCUAUUUGAAGUCUUAUAAAAAAAAAUACUGUACCUAAAAAUAUAUUAACCAAACGAAUUGACAUUAACUGCUUUAGAACAAUGCUACAAAUUUGAAUAGUGCAUAGAUUGUAACAAAAUCUCAUAAAUUAGCAUGCUGCUUUACAAAAUUAAUUAAUUCAAUUCAAGUGAAAAAAUAGAUCAAUUUUAUCAAUACAUUAUUAAAUUCGACUAAAAAAAACAUAAAUUAGUUGAUUCAUAAGCAAACCUAAUAAUAUACUCCUAUUACUUAAUCUUGCAAUAAUGCUGUCAAUUGGUUGAGGAGAACAAGAAUCUUGAAACUGUUAUAUCGGUUUGUCUUAACAUCAAAGAGGAACUCAAGAAAUCGGAUCAGAAUUAUCUCAAUCAAUGCAAUCAAUGUAUCUUACUAUCAUACUAUAAAUUAAACAAAAUAACUGAUUUCAUUCAAUACAGCAAGCAAUAUGAUUUAUAGAAAACAACUCCCCUUGAAAUUCAACUCCUCAUCCUAAUUGUUAAAAUCAAAGAACUUUAAUCAGAAAUCGAUUUUGAAAAAGUGAGAAAUCAAGUCAGCAAGAUGUUCCAACAAUUCCUGGAUAACAACCUAAUGCACACAGUCACUGAUAUUUUGAUCCUCCUUAAAGAAUUGAGUUAGAAUAUUUCCUUGUACCCAAUCAAUUUCAUAUUAAUAAAUUAAUGGUUUCAAUUUAAAUACAAUUUGAUCCUCAGGGCUUCGAAUCAGCAGAACAUAAUGAAAUUAAGUAAGGACAUUAAUCAGAUGCUCAUUGACUUUCCAUAAUUACUCAACAUCAGCAACUUCAAUGAUGAUCAAAUUACGUCAUUGAGUCACAAUCUCAUAGGAAAUAUAAUUGAUUUGUGUUAAUUGGUUUUCACAAUUGUGUAACACAUAGGAAAAUACUAAGAAGUAAGUUUGGAUGAGUUUUUUCAUAUGAUCAUACUGAUAAUCCCCAACUUUGCAAGUGAUACUAGAUUGACCAAACAAUUCGGCUAAUUAAUAACUUUACUGUCAAAUCUGUAAAUCAAGGAGAGUCAAAUAUUGUAACAUUUAGCUAUGUUCUUAAAUUUAGAAUUCGGCAUCUUGCCGUAGACUCAAACAAUUCUAUUUUAAAAUCUCCUAAAAAAUUAUAAAUCAGGUAUAAUAACAGGAACGUUGUUGUUUUUGAAAGAAUUCCAAAGUAACAAUAAAUAAGAGAACAGAUUGAAUUUGUGUAAACAAUUGAAAUCACUUCUUGAAGAAUCAUAUUAAUUAAUUGAUUCAAAUUCAAUCUUAUUUUAUGCUAUCCUUGAAUCUUGCAUAAGAAAUUAAUAAAUCUACUAUUACUAGAUUGUGAUUAACUUUUUUGUCGAAUACAAGCCGACCUUAGAUUAACAUAUGUAUUAUUUUUUGUUGAAUUUUAUUGAGAAAUGCAUCAAAUAAAACGACACUGCUAAUGUAGAUCAAUUAUAUUAGCUAUUAUAUCAAUACAUUGCGUCGAAGAAAAGUCUCCCUAUUGAUCUUUGCAAGUAAUCCUACAAUAUGUGCACCUUUGAUUAAUCAACACUGGCAAAGUAAUUAGUAAAGCUUCACACUUUCUUUAUGAUUUCAAUGUAGAUGGACACUUGUACUAUUUAGUUCAUAAAAGAUACAGUCAUGGGAAACAAUUAAUAUAAGUAUUAAUGGAAGGUAGAAAACAAUAAAUCAUUGUUCAUUAUAGUUUCUGAGAUUUUAGAAUAAAUAUAGCCGGAAUCAUAAUUUAAACUGGAAUUGAUCAAUAUUAAACACUUAUUUGAAUUGCUAUUUUAUCUAAUAGAACAAAAUACUAAGAUGGAAGUGGACAAGGUGAUCCCUUAUUCUUUAAGGCAGAUCAUAAAGAUGGCGUACAAAAAUAAAUUAGAUGAUGUAAUUCACAUUAUAUAAUUAUAGUUUGUGUGUAAGAUAUUGUUAAUUUCGUUCAAUCACGAAAAUCUGUUUUUGUUUCUACUUUUGGAAUUGCAAUCAUAUGAGGGGAAUAGACAAUUGAUGAUAUUAAAGAAAUUCAUUUAUGAAUAAUAGAUACCAUUAUAUGGAUACUUGUUGGUAAUUUGUUAGAUAGUAGAAUAAAGUGAUACAUUGGAGACUAUAUUAGAGAUGCUGCCACAAUUAAAUUAGUAUAAACAAUAUAAUAAAUAGAAUAUUGAGAACUACUCCAGUGGAUGAUAAUUUGAGAUAAUUCACACAAUUACUAUAUUUGAAAUUGAAUGCUUUAAAAGAAUAUGUUCCAAUAGGUAAGAUCGAUAUGAUUUGUUAAUCAAUUAGUUUAUUGUCUAUAUGA